Messenger RNA from Penicillium olsonii, 1035 nucleotides. The record is from the annotation of a GenBank genome assembly. Lineage: Eukaryota; Fungi; Ascomycota; Eurotiomycetes; Eurotiales; Aspergillaceae.
AUGUCGAAAGAACUCAUUUUCAUUACCGGAGCCACCGGUUUUAUUGGCAGUGCCACAGCUGUGGAAGCCCUUAAGCACGGAUAUCGAUUGAGAAUAUGCCUUCGCAAACCUUCACCGCAGCUGGAGACUUUGCUAUCGGCAUAUAGCGAGCAAAUCGAAAGUGUUAUAGUCCCCGACAUCACCGAUGAAACAGCAUUUGAAGGAAAGUUAGAGGGCGUGGACUACGUAUUCCACCUUGCAUCGCCUCUGCUUCAUGGAACAAACAAGGAUUCAUACUUUACUCCAGCUGUCAAAGGAACCACCGCGUUGCUGAAAGCAGCGGCAAAUGUGUCUUCCAUCAAGAAAGUAGUGGUCACCUCGUCCAUUGCGGCUUUGAUUCCCUUGACUGGAAUUCCAGAUGGCGGAGUUAUCAAAGGUAUGCUCAUCUUUCUGAGAAUGAAAGUCUUUAUUAACCGCAGUGUUGUAGAGGAUAAUGACUGGGAUUUCUCGGUCGACGAGAAUGGAUCUUUCGAGGACCCCGAAAACCCAGCCGGGACAGCCAUGCGAUUGUACGUCGCCUCAAAGCUCCUGGCAAACAACGCAACCUGGGACUUAUGGAGAGCGGCCAAGCCACACUAUGCGCUGGUGACGCUUCACCCUGCGUUUGUGUAUGGGCACAAUCUUGUCCAGACCUCAGCCGACGGGGUUUACACGGGCUCAAACGUCAAUUUGUGGACUCUCAUCAUGCAAGAUAAGCCUGCCCCUCUGACUGGUGUGCACAUCCAAGAUGUGGCGGAAGCUCAGAUCAAAGCACUUCACCCGAAUAUCGCGGAUGGCUCGAAGUAUCUUCUCGCUGGACCGAAGGCGACAGCAGCAGAUAUUGCAAGUAUCAUACAAAAGCAUUACCCCGAGGCCGGUGCUUUGAUCAACGACCAAUCUCAGGGGAUGCUCAUGCCGACCGAUACAACUAAGGCCGAGACGGAGCUUGGGAUUCAGUGGCGCUCGUACGAGCAGAUGGUGCGGGAGAUCAUGGAUCAACAGCUAGCAUUUGUGUAA